AUGGACUCGCAAGAACAACCUGUCUGCACGGAGGCAAAGAACGAUGAAAAGACACAUCAGCUGUCCACCCCUUCCUCAACGGACAAUGUCGAGACUGCUGGACCCCAGCAACGUGGCACUGAGGUGGUCUACCCCAAGCGCCCGACUCAGAUUCUCAUUCUCACAUCGCUGUGCCUGUCCGUCUUUCUCGUUGCUCUUGACCAGACCAUCAUAGCUCCUGCCCUGGGCGCUAUCACGGCUGAAUUCGAAUCAGUCAAAGAUAUAGGCUGGUAUGGCAGUUCUUAUCUUCUCACAACCACGGCAUUACAGCCGCUGUACGGCAAGCUGUACAACAGUUUCAGCGUCAAGAUCAUCUACCUCUUGGCCGUGUUUGUUUUCGAGGUCGGCAGCCUCGUAUGCGCCGUGGCGCCUAGCUCGACAGCUUUCAUCGUUGGCCGAGCAGUUGCCGGCAUGGGAACGGCUGGGCUGUUCUCGGGCUCGAUCGUUAUCCUCGCAUACACCCUCCCGCUUCGGCAGAGGCCUUUGGCAUUUGGCUUGAUCGGGGACCUCCCCAUUGGCGGUGCAACUAUGGUUGCCAUUUUCUUUUUCUUGCACGUCAAGGGCCAGAAGAAACGGGACCUCACCUUUCUUGGCAAGAUGAAGCAACUGGACCUCAUUGGGACGGCCAUCCUCAUCCCGGCAGUAAUCUGUCUCCUGCUUGCCCUCCAAUGGGGCGGCACCGAGUAUCCAUGGAACAACUCGCGCAUCAUCGGCCUGUUUGUAGGCUUCGGAGCCAUGAUACUCAUCUUUAUCGGCGUCCAGAUCUGGAAGGGUGACGAAGGCACCCUCCCGCCGCGCCUCUUCAAGAAUCGCAAUGUGUUGUGCGCCAUGGCAUUCUCCUGCUUCUUCGGCUCUGCCUUCUUCCCCCUGAUAUACUACCUUUCGCUGUACUUCCAGGCAAUACAGGGCGACACCGCCGUCGAGGCAGGGGUCAAGAUUCUGCCGCUUCUCAUUUCGACUGUAGUGACCAGCGUCCUCUCCGGAGGACUCAUCAGCGCGGUGGGCAUGUACAACCCCUUUGCCUUGCCAAGCAUGGUUCUGUUUACGGUGGGCGCAGGUAUGAUCACCACCUUCACACUCGACUCCCCGCUCAGGGUAUGGUUCGGCUACCAGGUGCUGGCGGGACUAGGCAUCGGCGUGGGAUUCCAGCUUGGGAUCCUGGUCGUACAGGCUGUUCUGCCGCAGGAGGACAUCGCGGUAGCGACCGCGUGCGUGCAGUUCUUCCAGUCCUUUGGAGGGGCCAUCUUUAUCGCUGUGGCACAGACGGUCUUCCAGAACGGCUUGGUCGAGGGGAUACAGCGCGAUGUUCCUGGCUUGAAUCCCCAGAUCUUCAUAAACUCGGGCGCGUCGCAGGUUAGAGAAGUAUUGAAGUCCCUGGGCAUGGAACAAUACACCACAGCCGUCCUGACUGCGUAUCUGACCGGCUUGAGGCACUCAUACUAUAUCACGGUGGCAUGUGCCGCCUGUGCAUUCUGUGCGGUGUCCGGGCUGAGUUGGAUCAACAUCAAGAAACUGGAAUCUCGGAAAGCAGCGCCUGCAAGCGAGACAGACGCUGUCGACACGGCCGGGGAGGGGAGCCAGGAGUAG
Diaporthe amygdali is the source of this 1626-nucleotide messenger RNA. RefSeq names its product HC-toxin efflux carrier TOXA. Lineage: Eukaryota; Fungi; Ascomycota; Sordariomycetes; Diaporthales; Diaporthaceae. The record is from RefSeq and is a predicted model, not a curated record. Gene Ontology annotation, biological process: transmembrane transport. The transcript has 4 exons. Gene Ontology annotation, molecular function: transmembrane transporter activity. Bases 1 to 1626 code for a protein of 541 amino acids.